Molecule: messenger RNA, 198 nt
Organism: Dentiscutata erythropus
Lineage: Eukaryota; Fungi; Glomeromycota; Glomeromycetes; Diversisporales; Gigasporaceae
Source: the annotation of a GenBank genome assembly
AUGGCGUUAAAAUUUGACCAACUAAUCAACUACUGGGAGAAAGGAAAAGAAAAGUUGGCUACUGUAAGAAAAUGGUUAUCUUACAGCCGGCUUGUUAAAUAUUUAUCUUUGCUUCUUGGUUUAACUAGCGCCAUUCUGGCUGUUCUCAAUAGGAAUCAGAAUGAAAAAAUGUUUAACGCCGCUAUUCUUUUACAGUAA